AUGGCGACUGGUGCGAACGCACAGAAUUUGCCCCCUAUCAGACGAGGAACAUCAAAAAACACGGCCCUCGCGGACCCGCCCCGAUCCAUGGAUGACAUCGCGGAAGGGGCCCGCAAGGUACUAAACCACAUCGAAAACAACGGCGCGGAGGACCGAUAUGUCACGGGAUACAUUCGAGCUGUCCGCCAGUACGCACUCAACGCCCAGCGGGGCGACGGCCAGGGGAUGGCCAAGGUGCUCGAGGCGCUGACCAAGAUCAACCUCGACACCGAUCGUCUGAACCAGCGAAUCGACACCAUUGAAAAGACAACGACCGCCUUAUCGACGACUCUAUCCAACCCCGCGGCGAACUCCGCAGCAGCGUGGCGUAACUUCAGGGCCAAAGAAUGGCAGCGCGACUUGGCUACGGCUGCGGCUCCCAUCACCCGGAGCGGCGGCACAUCGUCUCCAGGAGUGCCGGAAAUUGAACUACGCGAGGAUCGGGAGAUCAUCAUCAAGGUCGGAACGAACCGUGAGAGUAUCCGAGGAUUGACGCCAAAGGAUCUGGUAGAAAGGACCGAACGGCAGAAAGUUUACAAUGCCCGCCAGAAAAAUUCCACAAUCCUGGCCGAACAGGCCUCAUUCGUCGCUGCUCGGAAGUUGCCAUCGGGCGACGUAGCAAUGAUUGCGAACAGUGCUGCAGGAGCAGAGAUCCUCCGCAAGCAUCCCGCAUGGCUGAGGGCUUUUGGGCCCGGGUCAGUGAUCCAAGAACCCUCAUGGGGCGUGGUGACAUAUCACAUCCCUGUGAAAUCGAUGAGGCUCACCCUGGAGACGAUGGCCGACGUUGCAACGGAACUACUCCGGCAGAAUAACUGGGGCGAAGGCUCCAAGAUUCAAUAUGUCGGAUGGCUAACGCGUCCGGGUGAAAGGGCGGAGGGCUCGAUUUUGAUCGAAUUCACCAGCCCAGUCGCUGCCAAUCGUGCUAUCAGCAUGGGAGUAGUAUGGGGAAAGCAGAUUCACAAUGCAUCUCGGUUUUGCCGCGAGGGACGGAUGAAACUAUGCAGGAAAUGCCAAAAGCCGGGGCAUAUCCAGUCACACUGUUCCAACGCCUUCAAAUGCGGCCGCUGUGCUGGCGGGCACCCGACCUGGGAGUGCCCGUCAACUAAAGGGCAAGCGAUACAAAUCAAGUGCGCCAACUGUGGCGAGGGGCAUCGUCCGACGAGCCGUGAAUGUCCGGUGAAGAUCACAGCCAUGAACGAAGCCAAACAGGCAUUGGCCACCUGUCCGACCUACCACCGUGUUCCGCUACACUUCCGAGUUAGGGAAGCUGUGAAAAUAGUGACAGCUACGGUCAGAUCCGACGAUACUGCCGGGAGAGGAAUAGAGGCAUCGAUCCAUGCCCCAGAGACUCAUACGGAGGAUGAGGAGCCCCACAGGAUAGCCAGCAGGCGGUGGUUGACCUAG
Penicillium alfredii is the source of this 1443-nucleotide messenger RNA. RefSeq lists its product as uncharacterized. The transcript has a single exon. Gene Ontology annotation, molecular function: zinc ion binding; nucleic acid binding. The record is from RefSeq and is a predicted model, not a curated record. Lineage: Eukaryota; Fungi; Ascomycota; Eurotiomycetes; Eurotiales; Aspergillaceae. The coding region runs from base 1 to 1443 and encodes 480 amino acids.